Molecule: messenger RNA, 1437 nt
Organism: Arabis nemorensis
Lineage: Eukaryota; Viridiplantae; Streptophyta; Magnoliopsida; Brassicales; Brassicaceae
Source: the annotation of a GenBank genome assembly
AUGGUGAAAGAAAUAGAACUCAUCUUCAUUCCAGUUCCAUCCACAGGUCACCUUCUCGUCAACAUCGAAUUCGCAAAGCGUCUCGUCGAUAUCGACCAUCGGAUCCACACCAUCACCAUCAUCAAUUUGAAUUCACCAACUUCACCUCACGCUUCCGUCUUCGCCAGAUCUCUCAUCGUUUCACAGCCUCGAAUCCGUCUCCACGACCUUCCCGCUCUUCAAGAUCAUCCUUCAUUGGAUCUCUACAAAAGAGCUCCGGAAGCUUACAUAGUACAAGUCGUCAAGAAAAACACUCCUCAGAUAAAAGUCGCCGUCACCGGAAUCAUUGACUCUCGUCGUCGUGGCUCSGAUUCGGUUCGAGUCGCCGGUUUGGUUCUCGAUUUCUUCUGCAAUUCGUUGAUCCGUGAAGUUGGCAAUGAGUGUAACCUCCCGUCUUACAUAUUCCUGACUUGUAACUCUAGGUAUUUGGCUAUGAUGAAGUAUAUUCCGGAUCGGCAUCGGAAAAUCGGAUCCGAAUUCGAUUGGAAAUCCGGCGAUGAGGAAUUGCCGGUUCCCGGAUUCGUUAACUCUAUUCCGGCGAAGUUUAUGCCGCCGGGUUUGUACAAUCGAGAAGCUUACCAGGCUUACGUAGAGCUAGCGAGGGGAUUCGGCGAUGCGAAGGGUAUUUUGGUGAAUUCAUUCGCGGAGCUUGAGCCGCAUCCGUUUGACUAUUUCUCUCGCCAGGUGGAUUACCCGCCGGUGUACCCAGUCGGACCGAUUCUUAGUUUGAAGGAUAGAGCGAGUCCAAACGAGGAAACUGCCGAUCGGGAUCGGAUCGUAGGAUGGCUCGAGGAUCAGCCUGAGUCUUCAGUGUUGUUCCUCUGUUUCGGGAGUAGAGGAAGCGUUGAUGAGCCACAGGUGAAGGAGAUAGCACGAGCGCUCGAGCUUGUCGGAUGCAGGUUUCUAUGGUCAAUCCGAACAAAUAGCCUCGUUGAUACGGACCCUAACGAUGUGUUACCGGAUGGGUUCAUUGACCGAGUAGCGGGUAAAGGUUUGGUGUGUGGUUGGGCACCACAAGUGGAAGUGUUGGAUCAUAAGGCGAUUAGAGGGUUUGUGUCUCACUGUGGUUGGAACUCUACCCUUGAGAGCUUGUGGUUCGGCGUUCCGAUCGCAACGUGGCCGAUGUACGCCGAGCAACAGCUGAACGCGUUUACAUUGGUGAAGGAGCUUGAGCUCGCCGUGGAUCUCCGGAUGGAUUAUGUGUCGAGUCGUGGAGGUUUAGUGACAUGUGACGAGAUAGUGAGAGCCGUCCGAUCUUUGAUGGACGGUGGGGAAGGGCUGAAGAUGAAGGUGAAAGAAAUGGCUGAUGCGGCGAGGAAAGCUGUGAUGGAUGGAGGUUCGUCGUCUUUGGCUACGGCUCGAUUCAUUGGAGAAUUGGUGGACGAUGGUUCGUGCUAA